AUGUUUGCACGCACGAGCGCAGCAGCGCGCCUCCUCCGCUGCGGCGGCGCCCGCGCCCGAGCUGCCGGGCGCUCCCGGUCGCUGAGCGGCGCGACGGAGGUUGCUGCGCUCGGCAUCCCUGCCCAGGUGGUCGUCGCGGCGCAGGCCGCGACCGGCGCUCCGUGGUGGCUUGCGAUCGGCGGCACGACAGUGGCGCUCCGCGUCGGGAUGCUCCCGCUGCUGUGGUACCAGCUGGCGGAGACGCGCCGCUUCGGCGCCCUCCGGCCGCAGCUGGCGGCGAUUCGCGACGAGUGCCGUGCCAUCGAGCCUCCGUCUGCGCGCGCGGCGCAGACGUUGCUGCGCGGGUGGCGCUGCUGCCGCGCGGCGUCCGUCCAGCCGCUCGCGAUCGUGGCCGUGCCGCUGGUGCAGAUCCCACUGCUCAUCUGGUCGCUGGUGUACACCGCGCUGGGGCUCGCCGCGGAGGCGGAGGCGGCGCUGGACGAGGCGGCGACGCUGCGGCCGGAGAUAGCCGGCUGGAAUGCAGAAAAAGACGAGAACACGAGCCCGUGGCCCCGUGGGCCGUGGCUCUGA
Molecule: messenger RNA, 570 nt
Organism: Emiliania huxleyi CCMP1516
Lineage: Eukaryota; Haptophyta; Isochrysidales; Noelaerhabdaceae
Exons: 3
Coding region: 1-570 (189 amino acids)
Biological process (GO): protein insertion into mitochondrial inner membrane from matrix; mitochondrial respiratory chain complex IV assembly
Cellular component (GO): mitochondrial inner membrane
Molecular function (GO): membrane insertase activity
Source: RefSeq, a predicted model, not a curated record